Messenger RNA from Gastrolobium bilobum, 1869 nucleotides. RefSeq names its product probable pectinesterase/pectinesterase inhibitor 51. The transcript has 2 exons. NCBI's taxonomy places the organism in Eukaryota, Viridiplantae, Streptophyta, Magnoliopsida, Fabales, Fabaceae. Bases 25 to 1719 code for a protein of 564 amino acids. The record is from RefSeq and is a predicted model, not a curated record. Gene Ontology annotation, molecular function: pectinesterase inhibitor activity; pectinesterase activity. Gene Ontology annotation, biological process: cell wall modification.
CUCAAAAGAUCUAUCUUCCUAACCAUGGCUUCUUUCCCCUCUCUCUCCUUCCUCUCUCUCUUCCUCUUCCUCACCCUCUCCUCCGCCAACCGCCGCCACCAUUCCCCUUCCCCAAAGCCGCCCUCCCACCCCACCACCACCGCCACGCCGGAGAUCCAGCAAGCCUGCAAGGCAACCCGCUUCCCCCAGCAAUGCGAAUCCUCUCUGACCGAUUCCACCCACCUCCCUCCCAACCCCACCCCCAUCCAACUCCUCCAAUCCGCCAUCGCCGUCCCCUCCAACAACCUCGUCACCGCCCAAUCCAUGGUCAAGUCAAUCCUCGACUCCUCCGCCUCAAGCCGCAACCGCACCGUCGCCGCCACCACCUGCAUCGAGGUCCUCACCAACUCCCAGCACCGCAUUUCCCUCGCCAACGACGCCCUGCCACGUGGCAGGACCAAGGACGCCCGUGCGUGGCUGAGCGCCGCCCUCGCCUACCAGUACGAUUGCCGGAACGGCCUCAUGUACGCCAACGACACCCGCGCCGUCGGCGAAACGAUGACGUUCCUCGACUCCCUCGCCGUUCUCUCCAGCAACGCGCUCAGCAUGGCGUUCUCCUACGACGUCUUCGGAAACGACACCGCCUCGUGGAAACCCCCGCAGACGGAGCGGGACGGGUUCUGGGAAAACUCCGAGUCGGCAACCGGUUCGGGACCCAAUUCCGCCGGAGGGAUCCCGACGAAGUCGGCGCCGGACGUUACGGUGUGCAAGGGAGGAGGAAACGGAUGUUACAAGACGGUGCAGGAGGCGGUUAACGCGGCGCCAGAUAACGACGGUGGAGCAGCGAAGAGGUUCGUGAUAUACAUAAAAGAAGGAGUUUAUGAAGAAACCGUUAGGGUUCCGUUAGAAAAGAGAAAUGUAGUGUUCUUAGGUGACGGAAUGGGAAAAACGGUCAUCACCGGGUCGGCAAACGUGGGCCAACCCGGAAUGUCAACCUACAAUUCUGCCACAGUUGCGGUUCUUGGUGAUGGAUUCAUGGCUAAGGAUCUCACAAUUGAAAACAGAGCAGGUCCUGAUGUGCACCAAGCUGUGGCUUUUAGAUCAGACAGUGAUCUAUCUGUGAUUGAGAAUUGUGAAUUCUUAGGGAAUCAAGAUACUCUUUAUGCUCAUUCACUACGCCAAUUUUACAAAUCAUGCCGAAUUGUGGGGAAUGUGGAUUUCAUCUUUGGGAACUCUGCUACAAUUUUUCAAGAUUGUCAAAUUAUGGUUCGUCCCAGACAAGUGAAACCAGAGAAGGGAGAGAACAAUGCCAUAACGGCGCAUGGCAGGACUGACCCUGCACAGGCUACGGGCUUUGUUUUCCAGAAUUGCUUGAUUAAUGGCACUGAGGAUUAUAUGGCUUUGUAUCGAAGCAAGCCUCAGGUGCACAAGAACUACUUGGGUAGGCCAUGGAAGGAGUAUUCUAGAACAGUUUUCAUUCAUUCAAUAUUGGAAGCACUUGUCACACCUCAGGGUUGGAUGCCAUGGAGUGGUGAUUUUGCGCUCAAGACACUUUAUUAUGGGGAAUUUGAGAAUUCGGGACCUGGUUCUGAUUUGUCUCAGAGGGUACCAUGGAGUAGCAAGAUCCCCGCUGACCAUGUGCUCGCCUAUUCAGCUCAGAAUUUCAUUCAAGGGGGUGAUCGGAUUCCAUCAUCUCAGUCAUUAGGCCAUCGUCGUACGAAAAUUCACAGGCAUCAUUAAAUGGGGGAGUUCUAUUCACCACCCCCUUUGUAAAUGACUAGAGUUAUUAAUUAUAAGGGAAAUGAUAGCCCACCCUUAGAAUUUAGUGUUAAUUUUUUUUUAACCUAUAUAGUACUAUAUCAUGUAACAUGAGAUUAGUAGAAUCCUAAU